AUGGUGGGGAAAGAAAUUGCAGUUGUUCCUUGCUAUCUUUCAGAGAAGUCACUAUGCUACGUUGUUUCCUGUAACCACACACUAAUCUAUCUAUCUAUCUAUCUAUCUAUCUAUCUAUCUAUCUAUCUAUCUAUGACCUUUCUGUUCAUAUCUAUCUAUAUAAUUUGGUUCAAGACUACCCGCGGAGCACCAUCUACGACAAGCUCGUCAACGACAAACAUUAUUGCAGAACCCCAAAAGGCAGCUUCAGAGACAGACUGUAGUCUUCCUUCUUUCAAGCUGAAAUCGGAUCUAACAUCUGAGAAACAGAAGACGCCGACCAUCCAUCCUGAUGAAGAGCAAUUCAUUUUCAGUUGUUCCACUCUCGAGGAGAGGAGAAAGACUGAAACGGAAGUCAAAAGAAAGGCAACGCAAGGCCAGGCAGCCCCAGACCGUCACCUCCUCUACCAUGCCCGAGAUUGUUCCAUUCCAGACUUGGCUUCCUGA
Molecule: messenger RNA, 486 nt
Organism: Acanthosepion pharaonis
Lineage: Eukaryota; Metazoa; Mollusca; Cephalopoda; Sepiida; Sepiidae
Source: the annotation of a GenBank genome assembly